Helicoverpa zea (corn earworm) is the source of this 1200-nucleotide messenger RNA. RefSeq lists its product as uncharacterized. The coding region runs from base 375 to 1091 and encodes 238 amino acids. Gene Ontology annotation, molecular function: transmembrane monodehydroascorbate reductase activity. The transcript has 3 exons. The record is from RefSeq and is a predicted model, not a curated record. NCBI's taxonomy places the organism in Eukaryota, Metazoa, Arthropoda, Insecta, Lepidoptera, Noctuidae.
AACAGUAACAAACCUGAUAUUGCAAUCUACGUUGUAUGUAUAGGGCUCUUGCUAAAAGAGAGUACCCCCGAGCACAGAAUUUACGGGGCAUGAUUUUUUUUUUAAAUCAAAAAAAUAUUCUUAUCUAUAGAAAUUAUUCGGAGAUGAUAUUAAUUUAUUGAUAAUUUUAAUCGCAGAAAAACUGCAAAACCAUGUUAAAAGCAAUAAGAGAGCAGUAAAAAAUACGUUGUAAAAGCCCUUUAUGCAUUGUUACUUUUCUUAAAAAAUUAACAUAUGCUACCAUAAAUAUCACUGUCAUACAAAGUCAAAGACUACGGUCCAAAUUGUUUUCUUGUUUAAUAUUUAAAUAGUAAAAAUAAAUAUCGCGAACAAACAUGUCUGUGCCCGAGGACGAAGUGACUAGAUUACAGAAAAAGAAGCAAGAUGGCACUUCUGGGCCUUCAUCAAAGGCCAAAAGACAUAAAAUGUUAAAGAGAUUGCUUGCUGGUGAGACUCGUGGUGACUCCUACUGUUUGGUGUUAUGGUUCGCUGCGUCAAAUGGAGUCACACAUUCACUCCUUGGUGCUGUUAUUGUAUCCAUUAUGAUAUAUUCAUUCCACGUGGACUCGUCGCAUGCCGCUGUUUUUACAAUAGCUUAUCACUUUUUUUCUGCGGAAGCGAUACUGACUCUAAGUUACGUCAACGGGUGGUCAACUCCAAUGCGGUGGAAGCAUCGGAAAUAUGUUCAUGCAUUUCUUCAAAUAUGUGCACUUGUUUUCGCAGUAAUUGGAACAAUAGAGCUUAUAAUUGACAGAGGAAGAAUAAGGGGUUUUCAUGGUAUAACAGGAGUGCUGACACUAGUUUUAACAGUGGCAACGUUUGCAGGUGGUCCAUUUGCGAUAAGGAAGGUUCCCAGAGCGCAUCUAGCACACAUGUCAUUUGGUAUUCCAUGUUUUGUAUCAUCUUCUCUAUGCUUGUGUUCAGGAUUAUUCAAAGACGAAUUUAGGAUAUGGGCCGGUAAAACAGUCUUUGGAAUAUUAUUCAUUUUUGUAGUGUUUUACACAUUUUUAAUAACUAUUACCACAUCUAUAAAGUAUUUACAAAAGAUUUAAGUUUUUAUAUUUUUUUAGGUUUGUUAUAUUAAAAUUUUGUAUCUGGAUAAAGGGGUUUGUUUCAUUUAGUUAGCUUUUCUUUUAUUUGUACAAAAUACGAUACUAUCGA